UGGGGCCCUGCGCUCUGGAGUACACCAAACUAAAAACGUCAGAUCAUUUCUGGACGGACCCCUCAGCCAACGAGCUAGUUCAGCGUCACCGUAUCCACGGGGCCCACCGGGGCCAGGACACAUCGGCGGGCCGGCGGCCUGCUCUCGGGAUCCGGAAGCGGCAGUCCAGCGGCAGCAUGUCAGAGGACAGGUUUGCUGCGUCAGCGAGGGAAUAUGUUGAGUCUCUUCACCAAAACUCCAGAACACACCUUCUCUACGGCAAAAACAACGUCCUGGUCCAGCCGGUAUUUUUAUUUAUGGACAUAGUUUUGAUAUAAACGGCUUAUUCUAAGGCAACAAAAACAGCGAUUCUUAUUUUC
Plectropomus leopardus (leopard coralgrouper) is the source of this 359-nucleotide messenger RNA. The record is from RefSeq and is a predicted model, not a curated record. Lineage: Eukaryota; Metazoa; Chordata; Actinopteri; Perciformes; Serranidae.